GUUGUAGGUUCGAGAAUGAAGUUCUUAGAAGGCGAGGAUGAAUGCGGGUGGAAGCGCUUUACUCGGCUGAGCGAUCUUUGCGAUCCUCGUCGAGGCUUUCUCCUCAAUGACACAAUAGAAGCUCAAGUUUCCACUCAUAGUACUGAUCAGGUAGUUAAUCCUCAUAAUUGAUACAAUCCUCUGAAUCUUUCGUCAUUUAUAUUUGUAUUUGAAUCUAUUGCUGAAAAUUUACUUGUCCCGUCCCUGAUCCUGUUUGACCCGUCGCUCAAGAUUCAAGAUGUAUAAGUGAUUCGUCUCGUUCCUGUUUCCUUCUUGACCCUGUCUGACCUUCAAGAGUUGGGACGGGUCCCGACGGGCCGGUUACUGGGUCGACUCUAAUCAACACACUACUUUUUUACAAAUUAUGUUUUGGUACCCAAAAUUAUUUUUUCUUACGAUUUAGUACCUAAAAUUUAAUUUUUUUACAAAUAAGUCCAUAAAUUUUGAUGGUAAAAUUACAUUUUGGUCCUCAAUUUUUUUUUAUUUUUACAAGUUAGUACCUAAACUUUUAAAACUUUACAAAAAUGUCCAAUGUAGUGUGAGAUAUUUGUUGUUGGUAAGGGUGACAGAGUCAAAACGUGACCCGUCCCUAAGUUAUCCCUACCCGUCCCGACCCUUACAGAGUCUACAAAUGACCCAUCUCUAAUCUGUUUCUGUAGACAAACUGACCCGUCCCGAUCCUUAAGGACUGGACGAGUCGGGACGGAUCAAUGGGUCUUUCAGGUCAAGCCUUCACCUCUACUUUCUGCUUGCAGAAACGUCGGGCAGCAACAGGGAAGGCCGCUACUGGCAAGUCAAAAGUGAUGGAGGCUAAUGAACAUGAUCAAGAAGAUGCUGACAUGAUCAAAAGUACCCAAAUACCCGUAAUUUUUUUACGGGAUGGGAUUUGGGAACAAAAAAUUCUACAAUGGGUACCCGCGGGUUACCCGUUCAUACCCGUUUGGGUAUUACGGGUACCCGUAGUACCCGUUUGUCUUCUUUAAAGUAAUAAUACAUAUUCUUCCUUCGGUGAUCUAUUCCCAUGUAAUAAUACAUAGUUGCAUAUGAACCUUUUACUUUAGAAAUGGCUCAAGCAUGGAUGCAUUACAAGGAAGUGAAAUGAGAAGAUGGAUGAUUAUAAUGAAAGAUUCACCCAUCUGCUAGGUUGCUUCUUCACCAACCCAGUAGCAGAAUGAAACAACUCCAUCAUCUUGUUGGGGCUUGUUUGGGCCUUAGUCGUUUAGGCUUAUUCGGUUAGCAGAGAGCUAUGAAAGCUGCUGUGCAGGUGAGUGUAAUUUCUUAGUUCCUGCAAUUCAGGGUCAUGGUGCCGAGAAUUCUGCUUUGGAGUUGGCUUUGGUGUACUUAUAUUAAUUUGCUUCAUUGAAUAAAAUUAUUCUUUUUUCGGCUAAUUAUCAUACACAUCUAUGGUCGCUUAGCUUAUUUAUUAUGGCUAAAUUUUUUUUUUUUUAAAUAAUAACGGGUACCCGCGGGUACCCGUUAUCCGUCCCGUACGGGUAAUGGGUACCCGUUAACCCGUACGGGUUUGGGAAUGGAAUGGAGUUUCCUCUCCAAAUGGGAUUGGGUACCCAAACGGGACGGGUACCCAAUCCCGUCCCGUUGCCCACCCCUAGUCUGCCGGUUGAGGAAGAACCCACUCGUCAAGCGCCGUCGUCAUUAUGAUGAUAAUAAUAAUAAUAAUGUGUUUAUGGCGUCAUCAUCUGAGUUAUUGCCGUCAUCGUCUUGGAAUAGCGACGGUGAACUACUUCAGGACCAGGGGAUGACGUCGUUUCCGGUUCAGACGGAAUACGGUGAAGAGUCUGAAGACUACGGCGUCUCAAACUUGGACCGGUUCGGGUCGGGCUCAGGGUCCAAUUGUAAUGAUGAUGAUGAUGAUAUGACUCAUCGGUUUCUGAUGGACAGCUUGGACCUCAGCGAUCCACCUUGGGUUGAUUUCUUCAGACAAGAGUAGAAGCACCAGCAAUUGGAUAUUCGUGAAUAUAAUUCACCGUAUGUGUCAAGCUAAUUAAUUAACUAUCUUCUGUAAUGGAUGUUCAAUGACUAAAUGAAUAUUGGAAAUUAAUUUCUUUUCGAGGGAUAAAUUUCUACUUGCAUAUAUAUACAUGUGUAUCCCCAAAUAUGAAUCCUUCAUAGUUAAGGACCCAAUUUACCCUUACCCCUUCCUCCCUCCUUCAAUGAAGAAGGCCAACAAAUCAGACAGAUCGGUGUGCAUCGCAAUCUGGCGACUUCACAUGAGCUAGAGAUCGAGCUAACAUCGACGAUCUCGAUAAAGUCCCGCGACCAAACUAGCUAAAAGACUGCAAAAUCAAUAAUGCCCAGCAACAGGGAAGUGACCUCACACGGAGAUUGAGAUGCUUGUUUUAGAGGAGAAACCGAGAGAUCUGAAAUUUCAGAAACAGUCAACCUCGCGUUGAGAUUGAGACCACAUUAGAAGAUUGGAUGUUGCUCUGGAAGUCGUUUUGACACCACAUUUGAAUUGAUUAUGUAACCUAAUGUGUAAGAGUAUUGUGAUCCAUAUUCAUCGUAUCAAUGCAGUGGUUAUUAGUAUGUGGUGGAAACUACUGCAUAUAAGCAUGGCUAAAUUGUUCUACCUCUAUCUGAAAGGAAAUUUGUAUCCUAUGACAUGAGAGACUAAAGGUAGUAUAGUAUUCGGCUAGAAGGUCAUAUAUUAUAUAUAGAUGACAAUAAACCAUGUUAUACCUUUUUUGUUGGGUGAAAUUGAGUCGAACCCCAAACCUAAUCCUAGAACUAGUGUAAAAUUGUCGACCCUGUUGGGUUAAGCUAUUGGCCUAGCCUUGCUGACUCUAUUUACCCUUGACCAUUUCUGGCCCACAUGAAUGGAUCGGGCCAAGCUGGAUUGACUCUCAUGGUUAACCCAACUCAAUUGCAUCAAAUUAUAUUACAAAAAUUCAAAUUACAUCUAAAACCCCCCAAAAUAACCCACAAUAUUUCCAAUUAAUUCCAAACAAAAAUUAGAUCAAUCCCAUAAAAUUAAAGUUACAUAAAAAGUCCAAAAUAGCUUAUGAAAAAUUCUAAUUAAUUCAAAAAAGUCCUAGGUAAUAUAAACAAUUUGAAUAAACCCUAAACAAUUCAAAUUAAUUUUAGAAAAUUCAAAUUAAAUCUAAAAAUUCAAAUUACCUUACGAGGAAUUCAAAUCACAUCUAAAAAUAUAAAUUGCAUCUAAAUGUACAUCAUUUCUAUAUUCACCAACAACACCACUCAUGAUCUCAAAUACAUUGUCUUUUAAUCAUCAUCAACCAAAUUAUCAAUUCAUGAUAUUACUAUCAUCCUAGAAAAACUCCUUCAACUCUACAAAACUAACAACACAUCAAAUAAAUUAGUAAUUGUCUAAACAAAUAUUCAUACUUUGUUCAACUUCCUCAAAUUUCUCUUAUAUAUCAAUUGGAAUAGUACUUGAUUAAAGCCAAUUUUAAGCACAAAUCAAACUUUCAACAACCAAUGAAGGAACUUCACAUCUAAAACAUGCCCUCUGGUACUGAAAGCGAACUCGAAUGAAACCGUGAAGACGGGAAUUGCCUAACACAUAUUUAGCCAUCAAAUCCAGUAUUGGGUACUCACUAGCUAGAAUGCUUCUUUCGGCAUGCUAAAAUAUCAAGUUGUGUAUCCUCAUCACCCUCAAUAUUUGACUUUAAGUACCUCUAAGCUCCAACAUAGUAGUUUCUUUCUUCUAAUAUUACUCAACACUUUCACAUUAAAGAUAAUUUGCCUCUACAUCCCCCAACCCCCUUCUUAUGAGCUUCCACAAGUAACCCCUCUCAUUUCCAAUUAGUCAUUGAACAUGUCCUUCAAGCAAUCCUUCACCUUGCCAAGCAACUCAUCUUUAGUCAUAUCUCUUUCAUUUUCCAUCCCGAGAACUUCAUCAAGCACAAAAAUUGCAUAUUCCAACUUGUAUCUUCUAUCAAGACCGACAACAAAGGAAUAAUAAAGGG
Messenger RNA from Linum trigynum, 3986 nucleotides. The record is from the annotation of a GenBank genome assembly. Lineage: Eukaryota; Viridiplantae; Streptophyta; Magnoliopsida; Malpighiales; Linaceae.